Beta vulgaris subsp. vulgaris (sugar beet) is the source of this 1265-nucleotide messenger RNA. RefSeq lists its product as uncharacterized. The record is from RefSeq and is a predicted model, not a curated record. Bases 248 to 682 code for a protein of 144 amino acids. The transcript has 3 exons. NCBI's taxonomy places the organism in Eukaryota, Viridiplantae, Streptophyta, Magnoliopsida, Caryophyllales, Amaranthaceae.
GGGGCCUCUAGUGGGGGUUGGUCAACCAAAGGUACCUAACUAUUCCAUUUGUGCUUUGUUUCUAAAAACGAAUUAACUAGGUUCUUACCUUGUUUCUUUUGCAGGUCUUGGCCCUAUUAUCUCCCAGAUUCCUGAACAAGCCGAGAGAUUACCUGAAUUGCUCAAGUUUCCUGUUGAGGAACGCACCUUCACAGCUCCUACCGAGGUCCUACCCUUAGAUUUCAGAGCAUCUUCUCGCACUAACUCGAUGUCGACAGCCCCAGCAAGAUCCAGUAAUUUAUCUGACGAGGAUGCAAUGGCCAGGCUUAAGAAUAGGAAGAGAUCAGCUGCUUCUUCUGGGCAGUCUCAGGUUGACAAAGUUCCUCGCAAGAACCUACGCUCAUCCUCCAUCCCAACCACCAUCGACAUCACGACCGACUCUCCUAGGGAUGAGGUCCUUGUGAGCUUUCCUGCUGACUUUCUAGCUGAAGAAGGUCUAGAAGGUGGGAUCUGGCCUGCAGCUGACAAGCUCGUAUUCCCAGCUGCACAAAAGAGGUUGAGGGGACAGGACCCUGAGGUCAUCCUGAACCAUGCUGUCCAGCUAUCCCUACAGCUUUCCCAAAGUUGCAUAGCUGCCAGGGACAGCUUGCGGACUGUUGCUACCCUUCAAGAUAAGGUGGCUCGUCUGCAAAAGGACAAUUGAGCCACCAAGCUAAGCUGGAGAGGGAGAAACAGUCCCGGCUGGAUGCUGAGAGCAAGCUAGCUGCUGAGCAAAAAUUAAUGGAGAAAGAGAGGCUGGAAAAAGAUGAGAAGAUAGCUGAGGCGGAGAAAGAAAAUGCACGCCUGGCUGCAGCUGUAAGAGAAGCUGAGGAGAGGGCUUUAGACAUCCAAGCUGAAGCAAAAAUUAUUGAAACUGCGAAGCUAGCUUUCCUGAUAAAGUUCAAGAAGCUAGAUGACAAGGUUGUCAAUUUCUACAUGACAGAUUCCUCAAGCUGGAUUCUAUGACCGCUCUAGAAGCUUUAGCUACAGGUGGCAAAACAAAUGAUUCGGAGAAAUCUACAGCUGAAUCUCCUCCUUCUCUCAACCAGCCAGAAGGUGCUGUUCUUGGUGAUAAGGACAAGGUUGCUGGCGAUGAUGCCAGCGUGAUCUCUUAAUUUCUUCAAUGCUUUCAUUAGUUUUUCUUUUGGAACAAUUUAGUUUUAACUAGCUUGGGUACUUUUACCAUUGCCUAUGGGGGCGAUGUGUUUUUGUAAGAACAUAUUUUCUUUCAGCAAUUUAACCGUUUG